Messenger RNA from Hippocampus comes (tiger tail seahorse), 1430 nucleotides. Its product is annotated as nascent polypeptide-associated complex subunit alpha, muscle-specific form-like. The transcript has 4 exons. Bases 79 to 1401 code for a protein of 440 amino acids. Lineage: Eukaryota; Metazoa; Chordata; Actinopteri; Syngnathiformes; Syngnathidae. The record is from RefSeq and is a predicted model, not a curated record.
AGUGCUGCUCAAUUCAAAAAGUAGCGCACACCUGGCACAGUCUGGCCUUGGCACGAGUUUCACGCAUUUAGCAACAAGAUGCACAAAGACAAAAACGCAAGUGCUACAUUUGGCCAGAUUACCGCACUGCUUAUUUUAGCCUGUUUUUUGGCACACACGGUUGACUGCUAUCGCCUGAAGAAGGCGGACAGAAGAAAAUAUGUUCCUGACGGCUUUCGGCGAGGUAAGAUUAUGUUUGGGAAAGUUCCUCAAUGGGAUCCUCCAAUGCUGGAUGAAGAAGCCAAGAAGUCAAACGCUUCAGUGGAGGAUGAAGAUGCUUAUCAGGCUGAUUCUGCAGGAGGCUGGGCUGUGAACCCUCUGCCCGUGCAACCGCCUGCAUCGCAGGAGGCCUCGUGGAGACGCAUGACUUCCCUGCAGUGUGGAGAUAACCACAUGAAGCUCAGCGUCAGGAGACCAGGGCUAACCCAUAUGACAGUGCAGCAAGCACCCAAUGCACCUCCAUUGCCUUUGCCUCUUGUGCCCUUAAACUGUGGCUACAAUAUGCACCGAAAUUCCUUUGGGUUCCUCAUGUAUGUUCCGUAUGGUGGUUGUUACAUGCUUCAACAGGCUGGAAGUUACGUGCUUCCCAUGUAUUGGCAGGGAGUUCCAGUCAUCCUCAUGUGCACCAGACUGACUCCAACUGAUGCCCCAAAGGUUACCAGUCCAUUCCACUUUGAUCAGAUGGUCACCAAGGGGCCUGAUGCUCAACAUGUCCCCAAGUGGCCCCCGGUCGCCCAAGGUCCAGUCUCCCCACUUGGCAUUUGGGCACCAGUUGACCCCCGCAGCCACCAGGCCCAGUCUCCGGUCAUGAGCCCCAGGGCCCGAUCUCACCAUUCUGCGCCUCAUGUGCCCAAGUGGCCGUUAUUCCCCAAGUGGCCACCAAUGCCCCAUAGUCCAGGCUCCCAGCCUGGGCUUCAGAAACCCCCAAUGUCUCAGGACCCCAUGUUCAAUUUUGGGCUGCAAGCACCUCGGAACCCAUUUGUGUCGCAGUACCCCCACAUGCCCAACAUGCCCCACAUGCCUCACAUGCCCUAUAUGCAAAAUCUGCCUCGCCCAUACCCUGAUCCCCAGUUGAUGGGCCAGUACCCAUAUUUCAAUCCCUCCCUCUGGAACUUCCCCGGACAUCCAGCACCAGCUGGGAACAAGGACCCAAAAAAUCCAGUUAAGACAGCAACUUUGUCAAAGGUUCCUACUUCUAUCCCUCCAACGCAGACAACAACCACCCCGCCAUCGACCACAACUGCGGCAACAGCCGCUGAGACCACGCCGUUACCGUACAACCCAUUGUACCAAUUUCCCCCUGAGCUGAUGCACUAUAUCUCCUAUGAGGACUUGCUUGCUGCAAUGUAUGCUAAUCAGUGAAAAUGACUCCAAUAAAUUCUCUAAACAAG